AGAUGUGAUGCCUGGAAGAAGGGAUACAAGGGUGGUCAGCCAGAUAUUAUUAUAGAGAAUCCUAUGGGGAAGUAUAAAGGAUUUGCCAUCGAAUUCAAGUCUCCAAAAGGCACUGGAGGCGCAAGUGAAAAGCAAGUGUUAUGGUUCCACAAACUUAUGAAGAUAGGUUACAUGGUGAUGGUGUCAGAUGACCUUGUAAAAACUUGCAUUAGAAUCAACGAAUACUUUGCACUUAAGAAGGUCGCAAAGAAGGUCACAGUGAACAACACACAGUGCGCUGUAAGGUUGUACAGACCUAGGUUCAGUUCAGGUAAGUACUAGCUGCGCUAGCAGCGACCAGUAACGUAGUUACUGCUAGUCAGGUCAUCUCACCAGUAGAUUUGAGAUACCUCACCAGCAGAUUUAAGUUACCUCACCAGUUAUCUCACCAGUAGAUUUAAGUUAUCUCACCAGUAGAUUUGAGACAUCUUACAAGUAGAUUUAAGUUUUCUCACAAGUAGACUCUAGAUGUCUCACAAGAUAAAACCCAGUUAAACCUAAGGUAUCUUACAAGUAGAAUGGAAGAUAAACCUGAGCAAACUCAAGUAGUAACAAGUGAAAAGAAGAAAGACCCAAAAAGAGUAGCUGCAGGAAAACGAUUAGCCGCAAUCAGUAAAAUAGCAAAGGAGAGGAAAAAGAAACUUGCAGAACCUGAGGAGUCAUCCAGCAAUAACAUAAUCGCAUAUGUAGGAGUGGCCAUCGCAUUGAUAUCUCUUGUCCUAGCAUUUAAUCAGCAUCAGAGGGAAACAAAGAAACCAGAACCUAAGUACAUCCCUGAAACUGUAGAAGUAACCAGGAAAGCUGAUGAGUCCAGGUUAGAUUCACUUGAAUGA
This is a messenger RNA of Paramuricea clavata, 872 nucleotides long. Lineage: Eukaryota; Metazoa; Cnidaria; Anthozoa; Malacalcyonacea; Plexauridae. The record is from the annotation of a GenBank genome assembly.